GGGAACAAACGCGGUUCACCUGUCUGCGCCUCCCGAAGUGCUCUCCUUUUCCAAAGGUUUUGGGAGCUCGCAGGACAGAAAAUACGGUAACUCAUCCAGGCAGUGUAGAAACAAAGAGAGAAAUAUGGUAACGCGCACCUACAUUUCCAAGGCCAUUCCUUCUGAACACAUAUAUAUGUAAUGGGUGUGGGAACCUAGCGAUAAAGACGUGAGUAAAAUGCCCCCGCUACGUACCGCAAUGAAGAAAGAGAGGAAAAUUUUAAAAGGUGCUUGAGGAACGGAAGAGAAAUGCUGGCAAUUCAAUGCUAACACAAGCCCGAAGUCUCUGUUCAAUUGAACUGUAAGAGGUUGAGUUCCUGCCUGGCGUUUGCCCGGUAGCCGCAUCCCACAACAAGGGCGAACAACGGAAUUGAGUUUUCUCCUGUCCCCAAACUUUACCCUGAGGAAAGCGGAUUAAGGACGGAGUUCACUGACACUGCGUUUUGAGAAAGACGGAAAGGAAAAAGAAGCCCUUCAGUAAACAACAAAGCUCUCCUUUACAAAUGUUGGUUUCCCAAGGUGGAAAAUCCACAAACUGAUUUCCGUGCCCUCAAUUUUUCCUCUCCCCACCGCCACCAAAUCAGAAGUAAAUCGGAGCCCUGAAGUCCUCUAGGCGCGCCUCUUAAUGACCCCUCGGAGGAGCGGUAUGGGUGAUGUCAUAGCAGCGCGACGACAGGAAGUAAGCUCCUGGGCUGCGGUGCUGCGCGGAGUCCCGAGCUCCUGAGUCUGAUAGCACCGCGAUCUCCUCUCCCUUCUUCUCGCCGCCAUGGAUAAUGCCUGCGAGUCGCCCACGGAAAAAGGUGGAGAGACAGGGGAGUCAGAUGAGACGGCCCCUGCUCCUGGGGGCCCGGGGGUUACUGACACGGACGGAAUCCCGGAGGAAACUGACGGAGACGCAGAUGGGGAAUUGAAGGAGGCCUCGGCUGAAGAAGGCGAGCUCAAGAGUCAGGAUAUCUCAGAUUUAACAGCAGUUGAAAGGGAAGACUCAUCAUUACUUACUCCUGCAGCCAAAAAACUGAAAAUAGAUACCAAAGAAAAGAAAGAGAAGAAGCAGAAAGUGGAUGAAGAUGAGAUUCAAAAGAUGCAAAUCCUGGUUUCUUCUUUUUCUGAGGAGCAGCUGAACCGUUAUGAAAUGUAUCGCCGGUCAGCUUUCCCUAAGGCCGCCAUUAAAAGGCUGAUCCAGUCCAUCACUGGUACCUCUGUGUCUCAGAAUGUUGUUAUUGCUAUGUCUGGUAUUUCCAAAGUUUUCGUCGGGGAGGUGGUAGAAGAAGCACUGGAUGUGUGUGAGAAGUGGGGAGAAAUGCCACCGCUACAACCCAAACAUAUGAGGGAGGCUGUUCGGAGGCUGAAGUCGAAGGGGCAAAUUCCCAACUCGAAGCACAAAAAAAUCAUCUUCUUCUAAACCACAGUCUAGAAGGGCCUGGUACUGAAGGAAGAAGUACUCAUUCCAGACUUCCUAUUGCAUGAGACUCUCUGCACUGGUGCUUUAGUAUCUCAGUCCUCGAAGGAUUCCAUGAUGCUUUAAUGUCUUCCUCAAAACUCUGAUAUUCAUUACACCUUGAAGGCAUGCAGCCUGUUUCAUACUUGCCUUGACUAAAUGUUGGGACCUCUGAGGGCAAUCUGAGGCAUUUAACUAUUACUGGCUAGUUGGAAGAAGAAAGGUUGAUGAGCCUUAAGCAUCUUCUGGACAGGAAUGCUGCUUUCAGAAAGAAAACGCUUCCAAGACGGUUUGACGGUUUCACAUUGAAGCCUGAAGUUGCAAUGACUUAGGUUGUUUCUUACAUUUGGUUUUAAGUAAAUGAAACAAUCAGAAACUUUUGACUUGUGAUACUCUACCGUGAAGGACACGGUGACAGCAGUAGUGGAAUAGUCUGUCCUUGUAAACAUUUUGGUGAGUGAUCAUUAAACUGUUUUCCAACUUGCCAAGUGUGCAUUCAUUUUCUGGCUAGCAGGUUGGAAUGGUGGGGAGAAGUUCAUCGUUCUUUUUUGGUGUCAGAAUAAAACUGGUCUUGGCUUUUUUGUGAAAAUUUGAGCCCUCCCCAUUUCCUACCAGAACCAUUAAAAUUUUAUCUCAUAAAAGAGUACUUAAAGUACUUAAAAACAAUGUAAAAACCCAUGUUUCAAUUGCUAUAAACAGAUAUACCAGAACCAAUACUGUUUAAUAAGUUUAAUUUGCUUUUUUCAAGUGGUUCACAGAACCAGUACACUCAAGGUUUGAUUAGAUACUGUAACAUUAAUAUUUCCCAAUACUGACCAAUAUUCCAGUUCAUUGGAUACAUUCUCAUUGUUUUCCUCACGUAGAGGGGAAUGGAGUGACCUUUUAUUGACAGUGAUUAGCAGUAAUAAGGCUACUGUAAUAUAAUUGGCAAUCCCCAAGAAUUCUUUCCUCUCAAUCAUUUGGUGUCAUAAGGAGAGGGGUUUUGAAGCUGUUCUCUUUUGAAGCUUUCCUGAGCAUGUCUUAGUAAAGAUUCCAAUUCUGUUUAGCACCCUGAGUGGGGAAAACAGCCUGGACACACAAAGUUGGGCAAAUCUGGAUUUUCGUAUCUUACAUUAAAACUCAUGGCUUUAAACAUGUAGUUAGCCAAUGGAGAAGACACUUAAGUAGUGUAUUCCACAAAGAAAUGCUGUAAGACUCAGGCUAAAUCUUGACCAAAAACUAAUAUAUUGAAGGGAGAAACAAAAACAGAUCUUCUCUCAGCUCUCAGAGGGAGCUUUUUGAGUGGUUAUAAGAACUAUACCUAUUGCAAUUUGAGAUACUGGAUAAGGCUGAAAUUUACAAAUAAUAAAGAAGGAAGUUCACAUCCCAAGUCUAGCCACUUAGCAAAGCCUCACAGUUUAAGGUUAUCUGAGAGUGUUUCCCCUUGUAUCUGUUUUAAGAGAGGGAGAAAAUAAUCCCCAUUCAACAACAGCUACUAUCCAUACCUACCCAGAGGUGAAUGGGAAUAUUACUAUUCUAGCAGAAGGUGGGGAAAGAUCCUGGGGAAGGCCAUAGUCCCUGAAAGGAUAGGACAUCACACCAGAAUCUCUUGAAACACAGUAAUUACUAUGGUAAAUCACAAGGCAAUGACACAGCUCCUGCAGUUCUCAAAUAACCAGUUGUCAUCCUACUAGCUUGUGUAGCAAUGUUGUUUCCAUAGUUUUGUGAUAUUACUAUAACUGUUUUUGGAAGAUUAGGCAAGUAUUAAAUAGGGGAGAGAAAAAAAAAAAACACUUAAAGGUUUGGAAUGGAAACUUCCCAUAUCACUAUGUUCAAACUACCUCUUCUUUCCACUACCCCCGAACUAGCCUAUGGGGAAACUGAUGUAAAUGGGUUAAAUGGAAGCAUUUAAGUUAUGGGGUAUGUGAGGGGUGGCUUAUCCCUUGUAUAUUCCAUAGACAGGAACCAUUCCUUUCAGAACCAUGAAAAAGGGUACGUAAAGGCUGAGGCCUGUGGCAAAAUGAGGGUCAGAUCAAAUACACAGCAGAAAGCAGCCAUCACGAGAACAGAACCUACUCCUUCUGUCCUAAGUCUAAUAAACUAGGUUAAUUAUUCCAGUGAGUUGAGAACAGAAUUUGAGAUUGAUAACCGUCCCUGCAGCUCAGCUAAGAGAGAUUUAAACCAGUCCAUAUGCACAUCUCUAGUAUAUCUGUGUAAACAGGAACUCUAGACAAUCAUAGAUGAUACAUAGGUGUAAAUGCUUCACAGCUGAAAUGGUGGUGUGCGGUGGCUGAAGUCUUUUGAGGGAUAGCGGUGCUAUCACUCCAGACAUUUUCUUGAGGUAUUGUUAUUUCUUGUUCACAGAGUCUUAGAGCUCCAAGG
Messenger RNA from Physeter macrocephalus (sperm whale), 3838 nucleotides. It is a transcript of the gene TAF11, whose product is annotated as TATA-box binding protein associated factor 11. Gene Ontology annotation, molecular function: protein heterodimerization activity; transcription coactivator activity. Gene Ontology annotation, biological process: transcription initiation at RNA polymerase II promoter; RNA polymerase II preinitiation complex assembly. Gene Ontology annotation, cellular component: transcription factor TFIID complex; nucleus. The record is from RefSeq and is a predicted model, not a curated record. The transcript is spliced from 6 exons. NCBI's taxonomy places the organism in Eukaryota, Metazoa, Chordata, Mammalia, Artiodactyla, Physeteridae. Bases 806 to 1441 code for a protein of 211 amino acids.